Molecule: messenger RNA, 1720 nt
Organism: Monodelphis domestica (gray short-tailed opossum)
Lineage: Eukaryota; Metazoa; Chordata; Mammalia; Didelphimorphia; Didelphidae
Gene: OR6Q1
Product: olfactory receptor family 6 subfamily Q member 1
Biological process (GO): G protein-coupled receptor signaling pathway
Cellular component (GO): membrane
Molecular function (GO): G protein-coupled receptor activity; olfactory receptor activity
Source: RefSeq, a predicted model, not a curated record
AUGCAACCUUACUCGGGGAACUGGACCCUGGUGACUGAAUUUGUCAUGGUGGGCUUUGCUGGUGUCCAAGAAGUCCGCCAUCUUUUCUUCCUCCUCUUCCUCAUCAUGUAUCUGUUCACUGUGGCAGAGAACUUGGCCAUCAUCCUUGUGGUGGGCUUAGACCAUAGGCUCCAGAGACCCAUGUACUUCUUCCUGACCCAUCUUUCUUGUCUUGAAAUCUGGUAUACUUCAGUCACUGUGCCCAAGAUGCUGUCAGGAUUCAUUGGGAUAGCUGGGGGCAAGACAAUCUCCUAUGCCGGCUGCCUGUCCCAACUUUUCAUCUUUACCUUCCUUGGUGCCACAGAGUGUUUUCUGCUCGCUGCCAUGGCAUAUGACCGGUAUGUGGCUAUCUGUGAGCCUCUCCGUUAUGCGGCUUUGGUGUCCUGGGGUACCUGCAUCCGCCUGGCUGCUGCCUCCUGGCUGCUGGGUUUCCUCACCCCAAUCUUGCCCAUCUACCUCAUGACCCAGCUCACAUUCUGCAGUUCUAAUGUCAUCGAUCACUUUUUCUGUGAUGCAUCGCCCCUGCUGGCACUCUCAUGCUCAGAUGUUACACUGAAAGAGACAGUUGACUUCCUGAUCUCACUGGCUGUGCUUCUGGUCUCAUCUGUGGUCAUUGCUGUGUCCUAUGGUAACAUUGUCUGGACGUUACUGCACAUAAACUCGGCAGCAGAACGCUGGAAGGCUUUCUCCACCUGUGCUGCUCACUUGACAGUUGUGAGCCUUUUCUAUGGGACACUUUUCUUCAUGUAUGUCCGGACCAAGAUGGCCUCCUCUAUGAACUUCAAUAAAGUGGUGUCAGUGUUCUACUCUAUUGUUACACCCAUGCUCAAUCCUCUCAUCUAUAGCCUUCGAAACAAGGAGGUGAAGGGAGCCCUGGGCAGAACCUUCUCACUCAAGUUGUUUAAAGGGUCAUGAAGAGGGGCUUUCUUUACACCUACUGGACCCUUUCUACCCUCUGCAAUACUCUGAUGGAAAUCCUGCAUCUCUGCAAAGCUCAAGAAGCAGGAGUACUUCCCUCCCUCUCCAAUCCUUCUGCCCCCAUUAUUGUGCUCCAAGAACACUGAGACUUGUGGGUGAGUGAAGAGAGAAUCAUCUUUUCAAGAGUCAAGAACCUUGUGUCUGGCAUCAUUUAUUGAUUUAUGCAAAACUAUUAUUAAGUUCUUACUAUGCACCAGGCUUUGGACUGGCUACUGGUACAGCAGAGACACAAUAAUGAAAAAUACUCUUGCUCAUAAGUAGCUUAGAUUCUUUGGGGAUAGACACAAAUAGAAAAGUAAGCAUAAGGUCUAGAGACAGACAGUGCCCCUGUGAUCUUUUUGGUGUUGAUAACUCCCAGUGGAGGAAAUACUUUCAAUUCAGAUCACAACACAGGUUGGCAUUUUAUUUGAAACUUAGAAACUAAAAGAGUGGUUUAGGACAUUGAGAGAUUGUGGUCUUGGUCCACAUUGCCAUAAGGUUGGAGGCUGGACUUGAACCCACAUCUUCUUGGCUUUCAGGAGGGCUCUUUACCCACUAAUGCCACAAUGCCUCUGUACAGAAAUAUUUCUGGCCCCGGAGAAGGGAGGACAUUAACAACUGGGAAUUAGGAGGGCGUCUUUUAGGAGAUGGGACUUGAAAUGAGCCUUGAUGUGGAGCCCAAGGUUCUACAAGGAGACAAUAAGGAGAGAGGAUGUUCCAUACU